This is a messenger RNA of Cervus elaphus (red deer), 3732 nucleotides long. It is a transcript of the gene CHST3, whose product is annotated as carbohydrate sulfotransferase 3. The record is from RefSeq and is a predicted model, not a curated record. Gene Ontology annotation, molecular function: N-acetylglucosamine 6-O-sulfotransferase activity; chondroitin 6-sulfotransferase activity. Gene Ontology annotation, cellular component: Golgi membrane. Lineage: Eukaryota; Metazoa; Chordata; Mammalia; Artiodactyla; Cervidae. The transcript is spliced from 5 exons. Bases 1836 to 3275 code for a protein of 479 amino acids. Gene Ontology annotation, biological process: N-acetylglucosamine metabolic process; carbohydrate metabolic process.
AGGACAGGCAAGCCUGGCAUGCUGCAGUUCAUGGGGUCACAGAGUCAGACAUGACUUGGCGACUAAACAACAACAGAUGUGAGUUAUGCUGCCUUCAGGACUCCCUUCCAGGCACUUAGCGACAGCUGUGUUCUCUGCCUGGUUGGUACUCUAUCUCCCUAGCCCCAGGGCUGAGAGGGGGGUACCCCUGCUGGGGCAGAGUCGACACAGCUCUGCCCACCCCCGUCUCUACCCCCAGUGCCUCUGAUACAGGUGUUCAUGGUAUGGGGAAAGCUGGCAACCUUAAACAAGGAGCAGAGGAUAAGCACAGCCCAGCUGGCCUUGCCCACCUUCCACAGUAAACCCACCUGGGUGAGUGCCAAAGCCUUUGCAGUGCUGAGCUGCAUAGAUAUUGGAGCCUUCUCCCUUUGACUGCGGCGUGGACUCACUGUCCAGGAUGGAAGCUGGGAGACUGGGCGUGGGGAGACGCUGCCCCAUCCAAAGGGUGGGGCUAUUCAUCUUUGUCCCCUGGCUCCAUCCCAGUGUGUGACACACGGAGGUAACUUAGGAACUUUGUCAGAGGAUGGGUGAAGACCAGGGAGCGGCUGUGAGCGCCUCUGUUGGAAAGUGAUAAAGCAGGGAGCCAAGGUAUCAGUCAUGGGGAAAUGCUCAGACGGGCCUCUGCCCUUCACGCAGGAGGUCACGCAGGAGGAAAGGAAAACAGCUCUCCUUUUCAUUCUUCAAACAGAAAUACCUGUCCCCUUUUCUUGUCUGAUGCUUAAACAGGUGGUAGUACGCUGCCUGCCCUGCUGCUCUGAGCUUGCAGACUCCAUGGCUUGUGGCCCCUGGCAGGCUGGACAGUCUGUUCUGUGCUUGAAGGUCUCCGCCUUCAUCUUCAUCGACCUAAAUACGGCAGUUGCUCCUGCACACCCCAGCACAUCCCUGCUUCUGCAAGCUCGGAAGAAGGGGCAUGCAGGCCAUGGGAGCCCCUGAGCACCAGAAACUUCAGGUCUCUACGGCCCAUCGCUCCUUCUCUGUGCCUCUCCCCACCUCCGUGCCUCCCCUUAGCCUCCUGCCCCACAAAGAUGGCUGUGUGCUGAGGGACCGUGGUUGUUCGCGCUCUGGGAAAUUUAUCAGGGGAAUUCCAGAAGUCUCUCUGAAAAGGAUUUGAAGGGAAAAGUGUAGAAAAUAAAUAAGUCAGUUAGUCCCCAGCUCAGCCUCUCCUGAAUGCCGCAAGUAAACAGCUGGCCUGGGAAGCUCUGUCUUGGCCUCUGUGCUUACACCUGGCUCCCUGGCUGCCUCACCAGGUCCCUCCUUCCUGCCUCUGCCCUGUCCAGCCCCUCCUCCUUGCCUUUGGGAGCCUCAAAAGUCAGGGAACACCCCCACCUCUGGCCUGUCCUUGUGCUGUGGGACGCUGGGACGCUGGUGGCUGGGGACAACAGGAGCUUGUGGGAGAGGAGACCGCCCGAGGCUCCGGCACAGCCCUGCUCCGUCUGAGCAAGUCCCCCGGCCUCCGCCCUGCUCAGGGAGUCAGGGUGGUCUCCCUUGAGAUCGACCUUUUCAAACACGGUGCUCCAGGCAGUGACUUCCAGUUGAUCGACUUGGCCCAGGAAUUGCAACUGACUUGCCCUCCCAGCUGAGAAGCCUGAAACUGGCAACUGUCCUGUCCAGGUGUGUCUAGGCCUGGGGCCUGAUGCAUUAGGACAAAACCUGGUCACUGGCCCAACCUAAAUGCAAGAGGGGCUGGGGAAGGUGAAGAGCAUGUGGGUACCUGGACCAGGUGUCCCCCACCUGAACGACGAGCCAGGUCCUGAGUGAUGCCCCUGAGCUGAGUGCCCACGGCCCCACCCUUCCCCAUGGAGAAAGGACUCUCUUUGCCCCAGGACUGCCGACAUUUUCUGCACAGCCUGAGAAUGAGGAGCAAAUAUGCCCUUUUCCUGGCUUUUGUGGUGGUGGUUUUUGUCUUCAUUGAAAAGGAAAAUAAAAUCAUAUCAAGGGUCUCAGACAAGCUGAAGCAGAUCCCCCAAUCCCUGGUAGAUGCCAAUAGCACCGACCCAGCCCUGGUCUUGGCCGAGAACGCAUCCCUCCUGUCCCUGAGUGAGCUGGAUUCGGCCUUCCUGCAGCUGCAGAGGCGCCUGCGAAACCUCAGUCUGCAGCUGGGCAUGGAGCCAGCAGAGGAGGCCGAGGAGGAGCAGAGGCUGGAGGCGGAAGAGGAGUGGGAGCAGCUGGAACCCCGCCCACCCGCCGAGGCCCCGCCCCGGCGCCACGUACUCCUCAUGGCCACAACUCGCACGGGUUCCUCGUUUGUGGGAGAGUUCUUCAAUCAGCAGGGCAAUAUCUUCUACCUCUUCGAGCCGCUGUGGCACAUCGAGCGCACGGUGUCCUUCGAGCAGGGUGGUGCCAACGCCGCGGGCUCGGCCCUGGUCUACCGCGAUGUGCUCAAGCAGCUCUUCCUGUGCGACCUCUACAUCCUGGAGCACUUCAUCAUCCCGGCGCCCGAGGACCACCUGACCCAGUUCGUAUUCCGCCGGGGCUCCAGCCACUCCCUCUGCGAGGAACCCGUCUGCACACCCCUCGUCAAGAAGGUCUUCGAGAAGUAUCCCUGCAAGAACCGCCGCUGUGGCCCUCUCAACAUGACGCUGGCCGCUGAAGCCUGCCGCCGCAAGGAGCACAUGGCCAUCAAGGCCGUCCGCAUCAGGCAACUGGAGUUCCUGCAGCCGCUGGCCGAGGACCCCCGUCUCGACCUGCGCGUCAUCCAGCUGGUGCGCGACCCCCGCGCUGUGCUGGCCUCCCGCAUGGUGGCCUUCGCGGACAAGUACGAGACCUGGAAGAAGUGGUUGGCCAAGGGACAGGACCAGCUGAGGGAGGAGGAGGUGCUGCGGCUAAAGGGCAACUGUGAGAGCAUCCGCCUAUCCGCCGAGUUGGGCCUGAGGCAGCCGGCUUGGCUGCGGGGUCGCUACAUGCUGGUGCGCUACGAGGACGUGGCCCUCCGGCCGCUACAGAAGGCCCAGGAGAUGUAUCGCUUUGCAGGCAUCCCCCUAACCCCGCAGGUGGAGGACUGGAUCCAGAAGAACACCCAGGCGGCGCACGACGGCAUCUACUCCACGCAGAAGAACUCCUCGGAACAGUUCGAAAAAUGGCGCUUCAGCAUGCCCUUCAAGCUGGCGCAGGUGGUGCAGGCCGCCUGCGGCCCUGCCAUGCGCCUCUUCGGCUACAAGCCGGUGCAGGAUGCCGCCUCUCUUUCCAACCGCUCCGUCAGCCUGCUGGAGGAGCGCGGCACCUUCUGGGUUACGUAGGGGGCCUGGGGUGCCAGCACCCCUGCUGCUGAAAGUCCCGCUCUGCCUGCCUCACCCAGGCCCGCGGGGAGUCUGCGGCGCUGCCGCAGGGCGUGGGCUGGAAGACGCACCGGGCGUAAGCCGCGCCUGCGCUGUAGAAGUAGGCCCCCAGCCAGCUCGCUUCCCCUGCAGCUGUGGGCCCGGGGCUUCCCGCUGAGAACAGGACGGUGGCCGGCCCUUUUGAGGGCUGUCAAACCCAGACCUAAGGGACUGUCGUCUCCUAAGCAGACCCAGGCAGGCCCGGGCCUGUUCACAAUUCUUUCUCUCCUCUCCCUCUUCUCUGUCACACACACACACACACACACACACACACAAUAUUUGUAACCCCCGGACCCCCGGGCCUGUUCACAAUUCUUUCUCUCCUCUCCCUCUUCUCUGUCACACACACACACACACACACACAAUAUUUGUAACCCCC